This is a messenger RNA of Rasamsonia emersonii CBS 393.64, 1359 nucleotides long. RefSeq names its product GPI-GlcNAc transferase subunit P. NCBI's taxonomy places the organism in Eukaryota, Fungi, Ascomycota, Eurotiomycetes, Eurotiales, Trichocomaceae. The coding region runs from base 1 to 1359 and encodes 452 amino acids. The transcript has 3 exons. The record is from RefSeq and is a predicted model, not a curated record.
AUGCCACGGAAAAAAGACAGACGGCAGAAUUCGUCGUCAGCCUCCUCGAGUCAGCCGUUUCCGCCGAUGGAGAGUGAGAGUCAGAGUUCGCCGUCGCAGACAGCAGCAGCAGCAGCAACAUCAACAGACCGGAGUCCGCUCGAGGACAACGACUAUCGUGAGGACGACGCAGGGCAGGAAAAUAACAAUAGCAAUAAUACAUUCCACGGAAUGGACAGUGGCAAUGGCAAUGACAACAACAAUGCGGCCGCAGAAGUCGACGCCGGAAUCGAAGUCGAAGAUGAGGCAGAUUUCCAAUCGCAAUACUCGCUCGACAACGGCUCCUUGGGGGAAGGAGGAGGAGGAGGAGGAGGAGAGUCGACGACGGCGUCGGAUGAGGAGCUGGAACUCGAACUAGAAGAGGAACUAGAAGAGGAAGAGGAAGACGACGAUCAAGAUCAAGACAAUGCAGCUGGUCGGAACGAUGACAACAGCAACGUCGCAAUGCAUCGUCCCUUCAUGCAGUCGACCGGCUCGCUCAACGGCCCCAACAACGCCUUUGCGCCGCCCUUCUACAACCGCCCGCCGACGCCGCUCCCGCCGUCGCCGUCGCUGACCUCCCUCCUGCGGCCGCCGUUCUCGACGACAACGUCGCGGCCCACGACGCCGGACACGUCUGACGCCGAGACGCCCAACGACACGGAGGCGGCGGUGGCCAAGUCGGCGCGGCAUGCGACGACGGUGCCGCGGGCGAGUCCGAAGGUGCCGACGUACGAGUACUACGGGUUUGUGCUGUAUUUGGCGUCGUCGUUUGCAUUCUUAAUCUACCUCCUCUGGUCGUACCUCCCCUCACCCUUCCUGCACCAGCUAGGCAUCUACUACUAUCCGAACAGGUGGUGGUCGCUCGCUAUCCCGGCGUAUCUAGUCAUGACGAUCGUGUACAUCUACGUGGCGCUCGCGUCGUACAACACGGGGUACUUAACACUACCGAUGAACAGCAUCGAGAACAUCGUGGACGAGGCGGCCAACAUCGCCGUGAUAGACGGCAAGGGGCGCCGCCGACCGGGUGGAUCAGAGAAGAUGAAGCCCGGCGCAGCGACGUCGCAGACGAUGGGCGCGGUGCAGAACCGGCGGCCCUCGAACUGGAACUGGAAGGACAUCUGGAGUGAGGGGACGGACGCGGUGAUGGAUAUCCCUGUGGGAGGGGUCUGCGAGGUGUUGUACGGGCAGGAGAGGGAGAGAGAUCCGGAGGAAGAGCAGGCUGAGUCGGAGAGCAGUACGAGUCGGCGGAAUCAUGAGUUUUCUUCUGAUGCGCAGGGUCGAAGUCGAUAUGCAUUCAGCAUUGAUCAAAAAGACCAUGAAAUAACUGUAACUAGAUGA